AUGCCAUCAAGUAUAAACGGACCGUGGCUUUUUGCAUCGUUGUUGACAUGCCUCUACGUCUACCUGUGUCCAUGCACAAAGGUUGAAGAAAGCUUUAACAUCCAAGCGGUGCACGACCUUCUGUUCUACGGGACCAACAUCACGGAGUACGAUCAUCGCGAAUUUCCGGGAGUAGUACCUCGCAGUUUUAUCGGGGCUUUGGCACUGUGCCUCGUCUCCUACCCCUUCGUCGUGCUGACCGUCGCGCUUGGCCUUCCAAAAUUCUAUUCAUUGAUUCUAGUGCGUUCGGUGCUGGGGCUGACGGUUUGCGCAGCGUUCCGUAACUAUGCGACCGCAGUCGAACAUCUUUACGGACCUUCCGUGACCAGGUGGCUGUUCAUCGUCACCGUUACGCAGUUUCACUUCUUGUUUUAUGCUAGUCGCACGUUGCCCAAUACAUUUGCGCUCGUUUUAGUACUGGAAUCCCUUUCGGCGCUUCUUCGACGAAAAUACGAUUCGAGCAUCUUUGCUGCUGCUACCGCUGUUUUUAUAUUUCGAAGUGAAUUAGUGCUUCUGUUUACUCCGUUGUUUCUGUUCGAAAUCAUCUCCAGACAGUUGUCAGUUUUUCGGGCGUUGAAGGUUGGCGUACUGGCUGCCUUGUUUUGUUUAUCAGUGGUAAUCGAUUCAUUUUUCUGGGAGCGAUGUUUGUGGCCGGAAGGUGAAGUUUGGUGGUACAAUGUGGUGCUGAACAAGAGCAAGAUAUGGGGAACGAUGCCAUUCCUGUGGUACUUUUAUUCUGCUUUGCCGCGAAGUUUAGGCGUUCUGGUCUUGUUUGUGCCAUUAGGAUUGUGGAUUAACAGAAGUCUACUGAAGUUGGUGCUCGCCGCAGUCGUUUUCGUUUCCUUGUAUUCUUUUCUGCCUCACAAGGAACUACGUUUCAUUAUUUAUACGGUGCCGAUUUUCAAUCUAGCUUGUGCUUGCGCUGCUUCGGCGCUAACAAUGACCGUGCAUAAAGCCGUUCUGUUCCUCGCUCUGAUUGUCAAUUGCUUGAUGACCCUGUGUUUUCUGUUCGCAUCAUACCACAACUAUCCAGGAGGAUCGGCUUUGCGAGAGUUGCAUUUUUUACAGCGGUUUAACAAUCUGGUGAAGAUCCAUAUUGAUGUCUACUGCGCUGAGACCGGCGUAUCCAGGUUUCUGCAGCAGAACGACAAAUGGCAUGUUCAUGAACAACUUCUACGCAGAUACCUGCCAAGAAGGUAG
Soboliphyme baturini is the source of this 1239-nucleotide messenger RNA. The record is from the annotation of a GenBank genome assembly. NCBI's taxonomy places the organism in Eukaryota, Metazoa, Nematoda, Enoplea, Dioctophymatida, Soboliphymatidae.